Messenger RNA from Colletotrichum costaricense, 201 nucleotides. RefSeq lists its product as uncharacterized. Bases 1 to 201 code for a protein of 66 amino acids. The transcript has 3 exons. NCBI's taxonomy places the organism in Eukaryota, Fungi, Ascomycota, Sordariomycetes, Glomerellales, Glomerellaceae. The record is from RefSeq and is a predicted model, not a curated record.
AUGGGCAUGAUGAGGACAUCGUCGUUGACCACCUUGUGGUUAUGUUACGGCUGUUACUUGGACUCUUUCUUGCCUAUUCUCAUCUUCCCGCAGACCAUGGCACCCACCUUUGAGCGAGGCUUCCCCUCUAUUCUAUCAUUCGCGCUCGCGGCCGUGGUUUUAGUCCUCAUUGCGGAUUUCUUGCACAAGCAUCAGCUGUGA